AAUGGCAAAGCAAGGUCGCCCUUUUGCAAUCACCACUCUAAUAGUUGCAUUCACUAUUCUAUACUCAGGAAAUGCAUUGAAAUGUUAUCAAUGCAAUUCGCAAGAAAACAAGGACUGUACAGAAGGACCACUGUCAGAUGCAAUAAUUAUAGAAUGCGAAUCACCACCAUCGCAACCCACUACAACGACGAUUAUCCCAACGACGACCAUCAUGACAUCGACCACUACUCUGUCGACCAGUACAUCGACAAUUACUCCAAUUCCAUCAAUUAGUACAUCAACGACUACUUCAACUCCGUCGACCAGUGCAUCGACGACUACUCCGACUCCAUCGACCAGUACAUCGAGUACUACUCCGACUCCGUUGACCAGUGCAUCGACGAUUACUUCAACCUCGUCGACCAGCACAUCGACGACUACUCCUACUCCAUCGACCAGUACAUCGACGACUAUUUCAACCCCGUCGACCAGCACAUCGACUACUCCAACCCCGUCGACCAGCACAUCGACGACUACUCCGACUCCAUCGACCAGUACAUCGACGACUACUACAACCCCGUCGACCAGCACAUCGACGACUACUCCGACUACGUCAACCAGCACAUCGACGACUACUUCAACCCCGUCGACCAGUACAUCGACGACUACUCUGACUCCGUCGACCAGCACAUCGACGACUACUCCAACCCCGUCGACCAGUACAUCGACGACUACUUCGACUUCAUCGAGCAGUACAUCGACAACUACUCCAACCCCGUCGACCAGCACAUCGACGAUUACUCCGACUCCAUCGACCAGUACAUCGACGACUACUUCAACCCCGUCGACCAGCACAUCGACGACUACUUCGACCCCGUCAACCAGCACAUCGACGACUACUCCGACUCCGUCAACCAGCACAUCGACGACUACUUCGACUCCAUCGACCAGUACAUCGACGACUACUCCGACUCCAUCGACCAGUACAUCGACAACUACUCCGACUCCGUCGACCAGUACAUCGACGACUACUCCAACCCCGUCGACCAGUACAUCGACCAGUACAUCGACAACUACUACGACUCCAUCGACCAAUACAUCGACCAGUACAUCGACAACUACUACGACUCCAUCGACCAAUACAUCGACCAGUACAUCGACAACUACUACGACUCCAUCGACCAAUACAUCGAUAACCACCCAGACUCCGUCGGCCGGUACAUCGAUUAUUAUGUUGAAAAUAAAUGCGUUUUUUCUUUUACUCUUUCUCUUUCUUUCUCUGUCUGUCUUAUAAAAUUAAUAUUUUUUUAAAUUAAUUCUUAAAUUUUACACCCCGACCACACAAUUGUAACUUUCACAUUGGCGCAAAUUUGGCUUUUAUGUCUUUGAACGUAAAAGCCGCA
This is a messenger RNA of Cyphomyrmex costatus, 1382 nucleotides long. Its product is annotated as mucin-2. The transcript has 2 exons. The coding region runs from base 2 to 1273 and encodes 423 amino acids. Lineage: Eukaryota; Metazoa; Arthropoda; Insecta; Hymenoptera; Formicidae. The record is from RefSeq and is a predicted model, not a curated record.